AUCUGCGCAGGCGCACUUCCAACGUUUGAGAGGAGGGCGGGGUGUCGCUCCCUUUCGCUGAUGCAAGAGCCUAGCGCGGUGCUGGGAGAGGUAUCGGUAGGAGCUGCGCUCACUCUGGGCUCUGAAGCUGACCGGUGUGAUUUCCCGUCCUUGCCCAACCCGCUCGAACCGCAGCCAUGUCCGGGGACGAGAUGAUUUUUGAUCCUACUAUGAGCAAAAAGAAAAAGAAGAAGAAGAAGCCUUUUAUGUUAGAUGAAGAAGGUGAUGCCCAGACAGAAGAAACCCAGCCCUCAGAAACAAAAGAAGUAGAGCCAGAACCAACUGAAGACAAGGAUGUAGAGGCUGAUGAAGAGGACAGUAGGAAAAAAGAUGCUUCUGAUGACUUAGAUGACUUGAACUUCUUUAAUCAAAAGAAAAAGAAGAAAAAAACAAAAAAGAUAUUUGAUAUUGAUGAAGCUGAAGAAGGUGUAAAGGAUCUUAAGAUCGAAGGUGAUGCUCAAGAGCCAGCUGAGCCAGAGGAUGACCUGGAUAUUAUGCUUGGCAAUAAAAAGAAGAAAAAGAAGAAUGUCAAAUUCCCAGAUGAAGAUGAAAUACUAGAAAAAGAUGAAGCUUUAGAAGAUGAAGACAGCAAAAAAGACGAUGGCAUUUCAUUCAGUAACCAGACUGGGCCUGCUUGGGCAGGCUCUGAAAGAGACUACACAUAUGAGGAGUUGCUGAACCGAGUGUUCAACAUCAUGAGAGAAAAGAAUCCCGAUAUGGUUGCUGGAGAGAAAAGGAAAUUUGUUAUGAAACCUCCACAGGUUGUCCGAGUAGGAACCAAGAAAACAUCUUUUGUCAAUUUUACAGAUAUCUGUAAACUAUUACAUCGUCAGCCCAAACAUCUCCUUGCAUUUUUAUUGGCAGAGUUGGGUACAAGUGGCUCUAUAGAUGGUAAUAACCAACUUGUAAUCAAAGGAAGAUUCCAACAGAAACAGAUAGAAAAUGUCUUGAGAAGAUAUAUCAAGGAAUACGUCACUUGUCACACAUGCCGAUCACCGGACACAAUCCUACAGAAAGACACCCGACUCUAUUUCUUACAGUGUGAAACUUGUCAUUCUCGAUGUUCUGUUGCCAGUAUCAAAACUGGUUUCCAGGCUGUCACAGGCAAGCGAGCACAGCUCCGUGCCAAAGCUAACUAAUUUGCUAAUCACCAUUGAUUUUUUCCAAAAUGUGUGGUGGAGAUUUGGCUGGACAGGUUACCAUCAGAGUGGACGUACCAUUGAGUUAAAAACAAGAUAGAAAAUCUGCCAAGUUCUUUGGUGAGUGAUUGAUCUGAAAUCCUUGCAAGAUGCUGAUACUCAAGCUCAACAUCUUGUUGCCUACUUUAACAACUGUCAGAGAAACAUGAUGGGGUAAGGAGGUGCUUUUUAAAAUCAUUCAUAGACUUCUGUAAAGUGCAAGAUAAAUUAAAGUUAUUAUAACAGUGAAUCUUUCAA
Messenger RNA from Microtus ochrogaster (prairie vole), 1475 nucleotides. RefSeq names its product eukaryotic translation initiation factor 2 subunit beta (gene Eif2s2). Gene Ontology annotation, cellular component: eukaryotic translation initiation factor 2 complex. Gene Ontology annotation, biological process: translational initiation; formation of translation preinitiation complex. The record is from RefSeq and is a predicted model, not a curated record. Lineage: Eukaryota; Metazoa; Chordata; Mammalia; Rodentia; Cricetidae. Gene Ontology annotation, molecular function: translation initiation factor binding; translation initiation factor activity; mRNA binding.